AUGUUUGAUCAGCUUAUGCACAGUACAUGUGACGUGUUGCGGCUUCCUUUACGUCAAGACUACAUGUGCAUGGACAGAUUUCAAAUCAAAGAUGUGAUCAACGCCCUGUUGCAAUGUUACGACGUGCACAAAAUUAGCAACACAGUUUUGGAUAUCAAAACAAACUCGAUCUACUCUCUGCUAGGGGCAAAUGAUAAGCAGCGGCCGCCGGCACCAGAGAUCGAUAGUUGUACUGGCGGCACCACGGAAAAAGGCGGCCGUGUUGCCACGACGUUGGCCAAUGAGCCCGGGGAACGCGGCACGCUGUGCUGA
Messenger RNA from Clonostachys byssicola, 312 nucleotides. The record is from the annotation of a GenBank genome assembly. Lineage: Eukaryota; Fungi; Ascomycota; Sordariomycetes; Hypocreales; Bionectriaceae.